This is a messenger RNA of Anopheles nili, 1452 nucleotides long. RefSeq names its product sesquipedalian-1 (gene IPIP). Bases 340 to 1452 code for a protein of 370 amino acids. Gene Ontology annotation, cellular component: early endosome; recycling endosome; trans-Golgi network. The record is from RefSeq and is a predicted model, not a curated record. Lineage: Eukaryota; Metazoa; Arthropoda; Insecta; Diptera; Culicidae. The transcript is spliced from 4 exons. Gene Ontology annotation, biological process: receptor recycling; retrograde transport, endosome to Golgi; endosome organization.
AAGAAAAAAAACAAUAAUAUGAGAUAAUACGUGCGAAUUCAUUUCUUGCCAUAUUAAGGCGUGCCGGAAUAUACAAACCACCAGCAAUCAACCAGGUGGUAGUCAUACAUCAAGGCGGUAAAAAGAGCAAUCAACUUUGUCCAGAUAUGGUAGAUUUGCAAAGAGUGUGUAAAAAGCGCGUGCCAUGAGCAAUUGAAAAAGAAGGCAGUAAAAGUAUCUACCACCAUUCUCGCAGGCGGCGCAGUGCCAUUUCGAAGUUCACUUCCAUACAGUAUAUCUGGGAUAUUGCUUGAACAGCAACUAUCAACCAAAUCAGUGACCAUAUAGCAAGCGAGCGAGAUGAAAAUAAAUGAGAAAAAUCUAUGCAUGUUCGCUACAACUCCCCCAGCCGAUCUCGAAGGAUGGCUAAACAAGCGAGGCGAGCUAAAUAAAAGCUGGCAAAGGAGGUGGUUCGUGCUGAAGGGUAAUCUGUUGUUUUACUUCGAUAAGCGCAACGACAGGGAACCGCUUGGCAUGAUAAUCCUGGAGGGUUGUACUGUUGAGUUAGCGGAAGAAGGUGAACAAUAUUGUUUUCAGAUCGUUUUCCACGGUCCGAACAAUCGUACCUACUAUCUGAGCACGGAAUCGCAGACAAAUAUGGAACAAUGGAUGAAAGCGCUCACGUGUGCGGGAUACGAUUAUAUGAAGCUUAUGAUAGCCGAACUGCAACGCCAACUAGACGAAAUUGAGGGGCAAUGCAAAGACCAGACGCCUGAAAGCACAACAAUUGCCCCGCCCAAGGCUCCUCCUAGACGGCAAAACCCGUUCAACAAACCAUUGACCACAGAGUACGCUUCGAUUGCAGAUACCUACGGCAACAGUGGUGGCGAAAGACCCGGCGCUAGCGGUACCUGCGACAAUGUUCCAUCAUCUUCCAUGCGCGUCGCCAGGAAGGCAUCGGCUCCGGAUCCUCCAGCACGGCAACCUACGCCAUACGAGUCGAUGGCAUCACCACCAGUACCGGAGCUGCCACCGGUCGGUACUGGGGCCUUUUCGAAAAGUUUUACCGCCUCAUCACCAUUCAAACCGUUGGAAGCAUCGCCGAUCGAUGGACCCUCUGGAGCCCUAUUGCAUGUUAGUGAGGAUCUCGUACAGGACCCGCAGCAACCCCCACAUCCUAUCAGUCGCCGGAAGGCUGUAACUGGAACGAAAUCCAGUGAUGCCAUUGCAAAUAUGGCCACGGUAGUGCAUACUUCCCGCAGCACCGAAGGAAUCGACGGUAGAACCGCACAGCAGGAUAUUAAGCGUGGGCCAGUCGCGUCGUUCUCGUUUGAGACGAUGCAUUCCACACUUGGUGUGCCGGUUAUAGCCGAUCUGACUAUGUGGAAUGCGAGCCGGUACAGGCAACAUGAUCCGGAAAAGACAGUUUACCUCGAGUCUGACUCGACGGUGGCUGAAGCGCCGCAUGACUAA